AUGAUAGACAUAAACUAUAAGAGAGCUAGCACUACUCUUUUUCAGCGGGUCCUACAGGAUAGCAGUGGAGAUUUGGUUUAUGCUGAAGCACAUCAAAUGGGAAUAGCAACAAACAUGGAAGCUAAAGCUGAGGCCAUAAAGCAACCACUGAAGUACUGCAGAGAACAUAACAUUCAACAGGCUCAACUUGAGACUGAUUCUCUUGUUCUCCAAAACAUCUUUCAAGAUUCAUGGAUCACUCCAUGGGAACUGAGAUAUCAGAUUGAAGAGAUCAAGCAGGACAUGAGAGCAGUACAGGUGCAGAUCACUCAUGUUUUCAGCGAAGGCAACAAGCUGGCAGACUUUCUAGCAAAUCAAGCUUUGGAUCAUUCAGAGAUCAACGUACAUGACUUUAUACUCAUGCCAUCAGAAGGAAGAAGAAUUCUCAACAGGGACAAAUCACAACUUCCUCAACCAAGGAUUAGAACAAGGAGGAUUCAGUAG
This is a messenger RNA of Lycium barbarum (goji berry), 483 nucleotides long. RefSeq lists its product as uncharacterized. The coding region runs from base 1 to 483 and encodes 160 amino acids. The record is from RefSeq and is a predicted model, not a curated record. The transcript has 2 exons. Gene Ontology annotation, molecular function: nucleic acid binding; RNA-DNA hybrid ribonuclease activity. NCBI's taxonomy places the organism in Eukaryota, Viridiplantae, Streptophyta, Magnoliopsida, Solanales, Solanaceae.